Fonsecaea nubica is the source of this 831-nucleotide messenger RNA. RefSeq lists its product as hypothetical. The coding region runs from base 1 to 831 and encodes 276 amino acids. The transcript has 6 exons. The record is from RefSeq and is a predicted model, not a curated record. Lineage: Eukaryota; Fungi; Ascomycota; Eurotiomycetes; Chaetothyriales; Herpotrichiellaceae. Gene Ontology annotation, molecular function: oxidoreductase activity.
AUGGCCUUUCGCUCAGGACCCAUUGCCCCGGGUAUUGCAUUCGUCACCGGGGGUGCACGCGGUUUAGGCAACGCCAUCGGGGUGUCGUUCGCAAAGGAGGGCGCCAAAGGGGUAUGCCUAGUCGACAUCCAAGACGAGGCGACCUUUGAGGAGGGCAAGAAAGCCGUCGAGAAAUACGGUGCCAAGGUCCUAUGCAUCCGCGCCGACGUGACCAAGGAGGAAGAUGUGGAGCGCGCAGUCAGCGAAGCGGUCAAGGAAUUUGGCCGCAUCGACUAUGCAGCAAACUUCGCAGGCAUUGUCGGUCCCCUGGCCGAGACGUGGGACAUUGACACGGAGCAGUGGAGACGGGUCAUCGAGGUCAACACGGUCGGCGUGUUUCUCUGCAACAAGCACGAGUUGAGGCAGAUGAUGAAGCAGGAGUCGAUCGAAGUUGAACAAGGCCGGCCACGUCAACGCGGAUCCAUCGUCAAUUGCGCAUCUGUGAAUUCUAUCCAAGCCGGCGCUGGCACGACGGGAUACUCGGCGUCGAAACAUGCCGUCAUGGGCAUUACAAAAGCCGCCGCCCUCGAGGCACGCAAGCAUGAUAUCCGCAUCAACGCCGUCUCGCCCGGCUUCCUCCUGACCAAGCUCCUCGAUCCCUUCAUGGCCCAGGGUAAUGGCCAGCUCGCGGGCAAGGCCUGGGAGGAGUAUGAAGCGCGGCAGGGCCGGAAAGCCACCUUUGACGAGAUUGGCGACGUGGUGGUGCUGCUCAGUCUCCCACGCAUGAGUUUGGUGGUGGGACACAACCUUGUCAUUGAUGGAGGCUUCACCAUCAACGAGAAUACGUACUAG